UCAUCAUCAGCUGUUAUCGAUGCAGAGGUCACGUGGCUUCCGCUCCAGAGUCGACAUUACAACAACAAGACAGGCGAGGCGAGCAGUUGAGGGUCAGGAGGACGGUGCUGGUUGGAGGAAAAAGAUAUUCAGAAAACUGGAGCUGAUUUACUAAGGAACACUUCAUCAGCACCACAAUGGUAUCGCAGAGUCCCUCCAGCUCGCCAAUGCCUCAGAGUCCCUCCAACUCCUCUGCUUCUGACUCCAGCAGUUCAGACAGCACCAGCUCUUCCUCGCCUGCCUCAAUGCCGAAUCUGGACAGCCAGUCAGCCUCUUCCUCCUCUGCUAAUUCCUCUUUCCCAGGAACUAAUGAUGGGUUGAGGUAUCGAAGUGGCUUUCCCUCCUACCAUCCUCAUACUCCCCCUGGUGUCCCUCAUUGCCCAGAUGCAGCAGAGUUCCCUCUGCAAGGUGGCCUCCCGGCCAGCAUGCCCCCCCAUCCAGCCUACAUCCCCAUGCAGAUGCUGUGGUGGCAGCAGAUGUACGCACGCCAAUACUACAUGCAGUAUCAGGCCGCAGUAGCUGCCUCACAGCCUCCCAGCACUUUGUCUCCCUCCUCAUCACCCCAUCAGCCAGCCCAACCCAAUGAAGCUGUGCAGGCUCCGCUGGGUCCCAACCCAGCCCAGGACCCUAAUCAGGAGAACCUGCCUGCCAACCCCAUCCAGAUGAACGCACAGGGUGGGGCGCUGCUGGAUGAUGACGAGUUGAAUCGGGACUGGCUGGACUGGUUGUACACAGUGUCACGUGCUGGUGUUCUGCUGAGCAUCGUCUACUUCUACUCCUCCUUUAGUCGCUUUGUCAUGGUGGUUGGUGCCAUGUUGCUCGUCUACUUGUAAGUCCUUCCACAGAACUGUGUGAAACUCUUAACACACACCUAAUUUCUUCACUCAUUACUUGGAAAAAUGCACCGUUUAGUUAUCUAUUAAAACUGAUUCUAAGAAUCAUGACAAGGACUUGGAUCUCAAAUUGGUUGCCAUUCAAAAUUUCCCCACUUUCCUAGAU
Molecule: messenger RNA, 1038 nt
Organism: Cyprinodon variegatus (sheepshead minnow)
Lineage: Eukaryota; Metazoa; Chordata; Actinopteri; Cyprinodontiformes; Cyprinodontidae
Product: homocysteine-responsive endoplasmic reticulum-resident ubiquitin-like domain member 2 protein
Exons: 6
Coding region: 177-872 (231 amino acids)
Biological process (GO): endoplasmic reticulum unfolded protein response
Source: RefSeq, a predicted model, not a curated record